Molecule: messenger RNA, 2951 nt
Organism: Porites lobata
Lineage: Eukaryota; Metazoa; Cnidaria; Anthozoa; Scleractinia; Poritidae
Source: the annotation of a GenBank genome assembly
AUGAACCAUAUGGAGAAAAAAGAGAAGCAAAAUAGUGUAGAUACUGAUGUUAGCGAAAUAUCGCGCCUGAUUAAAUUGUACGAAGAGGCCAACAGUUGGUUUACUAAAAAGCAAAUGCUGCCAGUAUUUGUAAACGAUUACUCUAAAGCACAACUUCAGCUGCUUAUUCCUGGAGUAAGCAUUUGGGCGAUAGAUGAGGCAACAAGGCAUGCCGCUAAGGUGGGGGUGGGUAAACCAGUGCCACAGAUGGAGGCCAUUACACGCGCAAGACUGGAUCCAAGCAAAGUAGACCAUUUUCUACAUUUUAUCAGCAGACCAAAUUUCGUGCAAGAUGUUGCGUACGGAACAAAAACGCUAAAAUUGUCGAAUGGGGAGAAGAUGGAGAUUCCAAACGUGGUUAGGACAGUUAUUGCUUCAAGGAUUGUGGACUUAUACCAGCAGUACUGUCAGGAAACCGGUUUCCUUUCACAUGGGAGGUCAACCCUCUUCAGUAUUAAACAGGUACUUAUCAAAACAAAAUCACGAUUUAAAAUCAGAAGAAGAGCGAAAAAAGAAAGAAAAAUUGGGGUUUUUUAUAUUCUGUUAUCUCAUGUAGAUAUCACGAAGAUAUCUUUAUAUGCAUUAAUUGUGUGACGUUUCUUAGUUUAAACUACUUCUUCAGCUUGAUUAACUGAAAAUUCCUUUAGCCAUGCAUAUAGGUGGGGAUUAGAAAAGAGCAAACGCUCUGGAUGAGAAAAGCAGUAAAUAUGAACACGAGGAGAAAAAUAUAACAAAAUGUCAUUAUUGUAUAGAUUUGUGCGGCAUCACAAAAGAAGUCUUUGGCAGGACUUGACAACAUCGCUACAGAGGGAUCGUAAGCCUUCGAUACACUCGAAGACGUUGCAAACAGGCUAGGAAAGUUAGCUAAGCUCAGGUUGAUUUAAGUUUUGUCCCGGGAAGACCUGAAUCUUCCCACUUUGUUUCUAUAUAAUGCUAUUUUUCAGUGCACCUUUAACACUCAAACCACCCAACCUCCUAGGCCAAUUUAAUUUUUGGACUUCUUAUUUCUUCUUUAAGGUUUGUCGAAACCAUUUUAUUAAAAAGCAUAUAUUCUAUACUGUGCAAUUUGAACAAAGGCCUGGCCUCUUAACGAAAUUUAGCAUAUAUGAGCGGCUUUAUCUUAAAUAGAAGUAAUUAAAAAAAAAAGAGUGGUAACAUUAGCGUGCCUUUUUAAAGGUAAAAGUUCAGCCCUGGUUCAAGGUGUUAAAGAUCGCUUGAAAGCUGGUAAAAGCUACCUUAAGACAAACUUUAAGAUCCGCGUUUCUGAAGAAAGCCAGUGUGCUGAUCACUGCCGGGUAUUUGCGUUGUCUGACCCUGAAGAUCAUCUCUGUGAGCAUGAACCCACGAAAUCAUGUCAAAGCUGCGAUUGUGGUUUGGAAAGAAAGGCCUCUCUUGACAUGUCACAGCCGUGAUAACAAAACCGAAGGAAGAGUUUGAGGUAUUUUCUACAGGCACAUCCCACAUCUGACUAUGGGCAUAUCCAAAACGGUGCAUGAUGCUUUGUCUGUCUCUGUAUGUACUACGCCGCUCAGUCGGAUUAUGCGCAAAUCCUUUUUUGACAACAUGGAACUACACUUAUACGAAACGUAGGAAUUGCAUGCCGAAAUUUUAUCUUUUAAAAGGACACCUGUACUGAUCUCUUCUAGGAAGAGAUCCCUGUUUGUUGACACUGUGUUGAUUCUCGUGAGCGACCGUUUACAGGAGGUUUGACGGUAUAUUCCUUAAAUUACCAUUUCAGUUUCAGAUAUUGUAGAAGUCGAAUUUGUGUCCUAAAUAGAAGAAAUGCUGAGUUUUCUUCUUAUUUCCUGAGUAACAGUAGAGUUAUCCACAUUCACUUGCUGUACAAAAUACGGUAAAGGUAAUGUAUAAAUUAGGUAUUGCCAGUGGAGGUAGGUCGGUGUCCGCGUGACAGGUUAAAAGCUUACACUGAUCAGUUACUUUAUUGGCACAUUCUACUGAGGAAAUAAUCCCUUGAAAUCUUUAGCUAUGAAGUGCAGGAAGAUACGAGGCAUAGUUAUAGUCAAGGGAUGAAACAACAAGUUGACAACAGAUAGGAUUACCAGAGCCGAUAGUGUAACAUUAUUUCUUAUGUUCAUAUGUAUAGGUAAGGACAUACGUUCAUCUGCUGGAUCACUGCAGCCAGAACUGGUUUGCUGUUGCAUCUAUUUAUGAGAACACGCUUAUGGAAAUAAAGAGGAAGUCACCUGAGAUUGUCGAGGCGUUUGUACGUAGUAAUGACGCUGGAUGUUGUCACUGUGCUCUUUUAUUGCUAAGUAUUCCUGGUAUUAGUCAACGUACAGGUGUAACUACAAGCCGAUACGACUUCAGUGAAUCAAACAGUGGUAAAGAUAUAUGCGAUCGCCAUAUUUCUCCUUUGAAAAGUCAUAUACGCCAGUACGUCAAUGCAGGAAAUGAUGUCGAGAACGCAAAAGAUAUGAAGAAAGCAAUAGAUUCUUACUCCGGAGUUAGAGGUUGCCGUGCAUCAGUUGUAAAGGUGGACACGUGCGCCCAGGAUCUGCAUAAUCACAACUGGAACGGAGUACUGAUGUUUUCAAACUUCAAGUUUUGCGCAGACGGAAUCAGGAUGUGGAAAGCCUUUAAUGUUGGAGAAGGAAAGUUCGUUCGUUACGAUAAGCUAAUGAAGAGAGGCACCAGCUAGGGAAGUACCCGACUGGAGGUCGUUGAGCCCUUCACAUCCCCGCGUGUGUCGACUGGCUUCUUGUACAAAACGACGGAAAACAAAAGUGAACCUUGUGAAUUCAGUUGCCCUCAACCAGGCUGCAUGAAGUUAUUCAAAACGACAACGGCAUUACAAAACCACCAGGACUUUGGCAAGCACAUUUUUUGCACCCAAAAGGACUCCACGCAUGACAGUAUUAAGCGUAAAUGGGCUAACGCAUGCACCAACCUAG